Molecule: messenger RNA, 2076 nt
Organism: Miscanthus lutarioriparius
Lineage: Eukaryota; Viridiplantae; Streptophyta; Magnoliopsida; Poales; Poaceae
Source: the annotation of a GenBank genome assembly
AUGGCAUCCGGUGCUUCACGAAAUGUCAGGUUUCAGAACGAGAUCGAGGUUCAGAGCUUCAGAACAAGCCCUCUGCUGCAGAACCUCAGCAGCAGAAAGCACGGCAAAGCUCACGAUCCCAGGAAAUGCCGGCAGGGUUUCCGCGGCGGCUGCCUGGAGAAGGCGUGCCGGAACCCGACGCUGAAGGACAGGGUGCUCUCGCGCGCCUUCUCGGAGGAGCUGGAGUCCCUGAUGCACGCCGGCAGCGGCAGCCACCUCUUCUUCGACCCGCGCGGGCACCUGAUCCACCUGUGGAACAAGAUCUUCCUGUCCGCCUGCCUGCUGUCGCUGUUCGUGGACCCGCUGUUCCUGUACCUGACGGGCACGCAGCGGAGCAACGUGUGCAUCGAGUUCAGGUACUCGCUGGCGCUCACGCUCUCCAUGAUCCGCUCGCUGCUGGACCUCUUCUACGCCGCGCACAUCCUGUUCCGCUUCCGCACCGCCUUCAUCGCGCCGUCUUCGCGCGUGUUCGGGCGGGGCGAGCUCGUCAUCCAGCCCUACAAGAUCGCCAGGCGGUACCUUGGCCGGACGUUCUGGUUCGACCUCGUCACCGCGCUGCCCCUGCCGCAGUUGGUGAUCUGGAUCGUUAUACCGAAGCUGAAUGAGUCCCCGACGGCGAACAGGAAGAGCAUCCUCCGGUUCAGCAUCAUCUUCCAGUACCUCCCGCGGCUGUUCCAGAUCUUCCCGCUCUCGAGCCAGAUCGUCAUGGCGACGGGCUUCAUGGCGGAGACGGCGUGGGCCUGCGCCGCGUACAACCUGAUCCUCUACAUGCUCGCAAGCCACGUGCUGGGAGCGCUGUGGUAUCUCUUCUCGGUGCAGAGGCAGGAGGCGUGCUGGAGGGAGGCGUGCCUUCUCGAGAGCCCGACGUGCCAGACCAUGUUCUUCGACUGCAAGGCGUUGAGCAGCAACAGGACCAUCUGGUAUGAGCUGAGCAACAUCACAAGCCUGUGCACGCCGGGCAACGGGUUCUACUCGUUCGGCAUCUACGAGGAGGCGCUGCAAGUCAAGCUCACGUCGUCGUCCUUCACCCAGAAGUACUUCUACUGCUUCUGGUGGGGACUCAAGAACCUGAGCUGCUUAGGACAGAAUCUGUCGACGAGCUUGUUCAUCGGUGAAAUAACCUUCGCGAUCGUCAUCGGCGUUCUUGGGUUGGUGCUGUUUGCCCUGCUCAUCGGCAACAUGCAAUCUUAUCUCCAAGCAACGAUGGUGCGGCUGGAGGAGUGGCGGACGAAGCGGACGGACAUGGAGCGGUGGAUGCACCACCGUCAGAUCCCCCAGCCGCUGAAGCAGUGCGUGAGGAGGUACCACCAGUACCAGUGGGUGGCCACGCACGGCGUCGACGAGGAGGCCCUGCUCCAGGACCUCCCCAUGGACAUCCGCCGCGACAUCAAGCGCCACCUCUGCCUGGACCUCGUCCGGAGGGUGCCCCUGUUCGACGAGAUGGACGAGCAGAUGCUGGAGGCGAUCUGCGAGCGGCUGAGGCCGGCGCUGUACACGCGCGGCACGCGGCUGGUGCGGGAGCUGGACCCCGUCGACUCCAUGCUCUUCAUCAUCCGGGGCUACCUCGACUCGUACACGACGCAGGGCGGGCGGACCGGCUUCUUCAACUCGUGCCGCAUCGGCGCCGGGGAGUUCUGCGGGGAGGAGCUCCUGACGUGGGCGCUGGACCCGCGGCCCUCGGCGAAGCUGCCGCUGUCCACCCGGACCGUGCGCGCCGUGUCCGAGGUCGAGGCGUUCGCGCUCGUGGCCGACGACCUCGGCUUCGUGGCGUCGCUGUUCCGCCGCCUGCACAGCGCGCGCAUCCGCCACAGGUUCCGCUUCUACUCGCACCAGUGGCGCACGUGGGCCGCCUGCUUCAUCCAGGCCGCCUGGCGCCGGCACAAGCGGCGCCGCGCGUCCGUGGAGCUCAGGGUGCGCGAGGGCGGCGAGGUGCGGACCGGGGGCAGCUUGAGGCGGUCCCGCCGACACAGCGUCGACGGCAAGGCGUCGAUUAAGAAGCCCAUGGAACCGGACUUCACGGUGGAAGAAGAGGACUGA